UGUGUACCAUUAGCAAUUAUAGAUCUAAGGGACCCCAAAAGGUAUCUAUAAUUCGACAUACUAUAAACAUAUCCAAAACCUGGUGAUCAUAAAUUUGCAGAGCCCCGCUAGGUAUGCAACAAAAAAGAGAACGCUAGGAUGUCGGACCAUAUAUACUUAUAGUACCUAUAUAAAGGCUAGAUAUUAGAUAAAGGGAGAGGGCGAUCGGCUGAGAUAGAGUUCGAUGUUGAGGUGGGUUUGCGUGGCGGCGUUAUCAUUGAUUGCGUACAAAUUAACAUUUAUGCGUCCGUUAGCGUUAGAUAAUCUUAUCGUGAAUUUGCAACAAUUAGAUAGACGUGUCCAGCGGUCGCUGCCAAUCCUCCUCUUCACCCAGUCAGCCAGUCAGUCAGUGAAUAACAUGGCCAGUCAUCGAACCGUUCCAUCUGUCAUGUACGCCGUGAAUUUCACCAGACCAGACUCCGGCUGGAACCCCGAGAUGGUGCACAGCGAUGAGUGCAUCUUCCAGAGGAGCCCGCCCAACGUGGUGAUCUUUGUGCUCUACGGACUGGCCGUGCCCACUUUGUCUGCCUUUGGACUGUGCACGAACUUCAUCAAUGCGGUGGUCUUUAUGCGACCCAAGAUGACGCCUUCGGCCUUCAGCUAUCUGGCGGCCCUUUCCUGGAUGGACUGCAUCUCGUGUCUGCUCAUCACGCUGACCGCCCUGUCCAGGAGCUAUUUCUACGACAUUCCAGCCUGGAUCGCCUACGACUAUCAGUGGCAAACGCCAUUCUUUGGCAUCAGCACGGGAGCAGCCAAUCUUAUACUGGCCUGUCUGAGCCUGGAUCGAUUCACCUAUCUGUCCAGUUUCAAGAAGAACAAUGGAGCUCCUCGGUUUUGUCGCCGGAAGGUGGCUCGCUGUAUGAUCCUUGUGGCCAUAGGCACCUCCGUAGUGGUCAAUUUGCCGUACUUCUUUGUCUUCUAUGUGAAUGACUCGGGAACCUGUCACGUCACUGACUUCUACUACUCAAAGUUUUAUAAAGUGCAAAACUGGUUCACCUUUGCCUUGCUGGCCCUUUUGCCAGCCAUUUUUCUGUUCAUCGGCAACGGGGCCAUUAUCAUAGCCUUCCGAAAAUGGACAAAGCAGAGCCGACGGUGUCAGGCGACCAACACCAAUGCCAAUACCCUUACCACCGCCAAGAGAUACCAGCACCAAAUGAAGCUGACCAUCAGCAUAGUGAUUGUAAUUACAUUGUACCUGGUUGGUGAGCUUCCCGCCCACAUGACUGCCAGGAAGAGCUCCUUAAAUCUAAUAUUCGGCGGUGAUAUCAACAAGGUGGAUGAGUCCUUCAUGGAGCAGCUGGAGGUGAUCUGCAUAACGCUAAAUGCGCUGCAAUUGUCCCUGAACAUAGUGGUCUAUGCCGUGAUCAAUCCUUCGUUUAUGCCGGAGUUUUUCCUGUGCCUCAAGGGAACCUCGGAUGUGUGCUUCGGAUUGUGCUGCUUCCGAGCUCUGCGAAGGAUGUGGAUUCGGUGCCGGGCUCGCCGACAUCAGAACGCUACGGCGGAGGAGCAGGUGGUCAGCACUGUGAGUCUCCAGCAUCCCCCGGUGGAUGAGGCUCUUCCUUGUGGUUGCGAGAGCUGGGCCAGUGAUUCCGGCUGUAAGAAUAAUGCCCAUUGCAAGACGGCAGUGGGUACCUUUACCAUGAAGGAUUCCGAACAGGACGAAGAGAUCCAUUGCCGUCGCGAGUCGGAGGUUUUUUACACCAGAUCUAGCGCCUGCCUGCACUCAAAAGACUCCGCUCCCGACGAGGAUUCCAUAUUUAGUUCUAGCUUUAUUAUCAUAACUUAAGAACACUUAUUCACUACA
Messenger RNA from Drosophila suzukii, 1843 nucleotides. RefSeq lists its product as uncharacterized. Gene Ontology annotation, molecular function: G protein-coupled receptor activity. The record is from RefSeq and is a predicted model, not a curated record. Gene Ontology annotation, cellular component: membrane. Lineage: Eukaryota; Metazoa; Arthropoda; Insecta; Diptera; Drosophilidae. Gene Ontology annotation, biological process: G protein-coupled receptor signaling pathway.